CCCCUUUCGAACUCGAAAUUUCAGAUGGAGGUCAUUGAGCUCAGGGUCCGUUUACAUUGCAAAGCUUGCGAGAAGCCUGUUGCAAGAGCCCUGAGAAAGCUAAAGGGGGUCACUUGCAUCGAAAUAGACGUAAUAGCAAGCAAGAUCACAGUUUUGGGCUAUGUUGAUCGAAAUGCAGUAAUAAAGGGGGUUCGGAAAACUGGUCGACAAGCUGAGUUGUGGCAAUCUAGUCACCAGGAUUCUGGUUGUCCGGUAAACAUGUUCCCAAGGUGGGGAACUUGAAAUGUACAUGAAUGCAAGAUGAA
This is a messenger RNA of Elaeis guineensis (African oil palm), 305 nucleotides long. RefSeq names its product heavy metal-associated isoprenylated plant protein 28-like. Gene Ontology annotation, molecular function: metal ion binding. The record is from RefSeq and is a predicted model, not a curated record. Lineage: Eukaryota; Viridiplantae; Streptophyta; Magnoliopsida; Arecales; Arecaceae.